AUGCCAGGCCAAAAGAAAGACUCUAAGUCAAGUUAUAGAAAGAAUAUCAAGCGGAAACGUAUAGCGGAAGAACCUGCACCGGAGGCAAGUGAUGAGCAAAGCUCUGCGGUUUCGAGCAAGGCAAACAAGAAAGUGAGGUGGGACGGCGAAGUCGAGCAACCUACGGAGAGCGUGUUAGAAGACGAAGAUAGUGAGAACGUUGGCCAGGAAAAGUUUGGACGUGUUGCAUGCGCAUACUACGAUCCAGUGAAGUGCACACUUCACUAUUUUGAUGAUACACAUGAGAACUCGCAUUACGACCUGACAAAGGCUUUACUCGAACAGUGCUGCCCUGACAUCGUAAUCACCAGUUCCAAAGCAGAUGACAAUUUCAUUGAAGUCCUCAGGGAUCACAUGGAUGCAUCGGGUGGGACCUUUCAGGUCAGACCCCACAAGGACUUUUUCCCUACCAAGGGUCGCGAUCGCCUGUUCUCACUGCGUCUUCUGGCCGAGCUGCCGGGAGGUCCCCGUCAAGACCAAGGUUCCUCGGACUCUGACGACAGGAGCGGACCAAGAAACGCGUAUGACUUUAUGAUACGACGAAAGGAGGUAGUUGUGGAUCCUACAAUGCAGAGGUGGAACGCCUCCGUCAGGUUAGCCAAUUAUGCUAGUGUAGACAACGCCCCUCUAUGCCUCGGCUCUAUCGGGGCCCUUAUUGACUACUUGGCACGCAUUCGGGCUCUUGGUGAGCUGGACGAUGAAGGCGUCGGGAUCGAGAUCUGUGCAAUUCGAGCUCUUACUCUCUCUCAGUCGAUGCAGAUCAACCAAGAUGCUCUAUUCUCGCUGCAGAUCUUUGAAGAUGAGAACCACGCGUCCAUACACUCUGACAAGACGAAGGAGGGACUAUCGCUGUUCGGGAUUCUCAACAACACCAAGACAACUCUGGGUCGCGCUCUGAUGCGCGAGUGGCUUAUCCGACCUUCCCUAUCUCUCGACAUGAUCAAUGCUCGGCACGAUGCUGUCGCGUGCUUCCUGCGUCCAGACAAUCUGGUAACGGCUGGUAGUAUGCAUUCUCACUUGGCAGGGAUCAAGAACGUUCCACGGACACUUGGACUGAUGCGAGCAGGAAGAGCCACGGUCUCAGAUUGGCAAGCGUUGGUCAAGUUCACAUUCCACUCUCUCAUGCUUCGUGACGCACUUUCGGAACUCAGCCAUGCAAAUGUCGACAUUGUCAAGAGACUGGUAGAGGCGCUCGAGGUCGCAAGCUUCAAGGAAGUGGGCAGUGCUGUCAACGAAACGAUCGACUGGGAGGAAUCUACGAUCGCGGGUCGAGUCUGUGUCAGACCACAUAUCGACGAAGAGCUCGACAACCUCAAGCAUAUCUAUCACGGCAUCGACAACGUCCUCUCAAAGGUAGCGCAGCAGAUAUCCGCCACAGUACCCCCGGAUUACGCUUCGUCGUUGAAUGUUGUCUAUUUUCCGCAAUUAGGAUUCCUGAUCUGUGUGCCGAUGCUUGAAGAAUGGAAGGCGGACGAAGGCAUAAUUGUGCUUGAGGGCUGGACUUUCCAAGUCACUACUCAUUAUACAACUGAAAGAUCACACGUUUACUUCAAAUCACAAGAAAUGCACGAUAUGGACGUGCACAUAGGAGACCUGCAUCCAUCUAUUGUCGACCGAGAAAUUGAGAUCGUGCAAUCUCUUUUGGAGAAGAUCCUUGUGUAUGAUGAAGAGAUGACUCAUGCUUGUGACGUAUGUGCGGAGCUCGACUGCCUUCUUUCUUUUGCAGAAGCCUCGAGAGCGUGCAACUACGUCCGUCCACAAAUGACGGAGGAGAAUGUAUUGGAUAUCAAACAGGGCCGCCAUCCACUACAAGAAUUUGUGGUCGACACCUUUGUUCCCAAUGAUGCUUUUGUGGUAGGUGGCGCAGGUGUGGAUGCAGAUCCUCUAGAGUACAUCGACCAGGAUGGCUCGGAGGAUGUCCACGAAGAACGACACAGCAUCGUAGUCUGUACCGGAGCAAAUGCAUGUGGAAAGAGUGUCUAUCUCAAACAGGUUGCGCUGAUUCAGUACAUGGCUCAGACAGCAACUCUCGGCAUUGUUGACAAGAUCUUCACCCGCAUACAGACACGUGAAACGGUUUCAAAGGUGCAAUCGGCAUUCAUGAUCGAUCUCAAUCAAGUAUCUCUGGCCCUCAGAAAUGCAACGGAGAGGUCUCUCAUCUUGCUGGACGAAUUCGGCAAGGGAACAAUCUCUGCAGAUGGGGCCGGUCUCUUCUGCGGUGUCCUCAGACACCUCGUGCAGCGCGGAGCCGCAUGCCCCAAGGUCUUCGCGGCAACGCACUUCCACGACGUGUUCACCGACGACCUGCUCGCGCCCCACCUGCUGCCGGUCACCUUCGCGCACAUGCAAGUGAUGCUGACAACGCGCCACGGCCAGCUGCUCGCCGCAAGCGGAGCCGACGACGGCGCAGACAUCUCCGACGGGGACGGGGGCGGGGACGAGGGCGCGCAGGAUGCGGGCGAAGGCAGACGGGUCGCGCCCGGAGAGCGCAUCACGUACCUGUACCGCGUCGCGAGGGGCCUCUCGCUCGACUCGCACGCUGCGAUGUGCGCAGAGAUCUUCGGGAUCCCGCGGCGCAUCGCGAACAGGGCGCGAUACGUUAGCAAGCUGCUGUCCACGCACGAGCUCGGCCAGCUGUUGGACGAAGAAAUGGCCGAGGGCGAGCGCAAGGAUCUUGAAGGCGCCGAAGACGUGUGUCGCCGAUUCUUGGCUUGGGACUUGACCGGCGACGCCGGGGCGCGGGGGGACGUGCGGCAGGUGCUUGCGGAGGUUCUUGACCGUUGA
Messenger RNA from Postia placenta MAD-698-R-SB12, 2823 nucleotides. RefSeq lists its product as hypothetical. The record is from RefSeq and is a predicted model, not a curated record. The coding region runs from base 1 to 2823 and encodes 940 amino acids. The transcript is spliced from 23 exons. Gene Ontology annotation, cellular component: nucleus. Gene Ontology annotation, molecular function: ATP-dependent DNA damage sensor activity; ATP binding; mismatched DNA binding. Lineage: Eukaryota; Fungi; Basidiomycota; Agaricomycetes; Polyporales; Adustoporiaceae. Gene Ontology annotation, biological process: chiasma assembly; mismatch repair.